GAACUUUAAGCUGUCGGAGACGGAUCGUUCAGUUAUGGGGAAGCUGCUCUUCGAAUGUCCCGUAGAUAUGGCGUACUUCUGCUUCUUCCUGAUUCACGUACCGGUGACGCUGCUCAUCGAUAUACAAGCUUUGUAUCCGCGGUCAUUUACUCCAAGAUUUAUCGCUAAGUUGCCGGAGAUUUACGUGAGGAUGUCUCAAGACCCACUUAUAGGAGGUGCCAUGGGCUACUUUGGGAUUUCCGGCGAUUACGUCUGGUUCAAGACAUUCCUCAUCCUCGAGCUAUGCUUCCAAUUACCUGUCUUCUUCAUUGCAAUGCACGGCUUGCUGAGAGAUUCAAAGAACAUACAUGUGCUUCUGCUCGUAUAUGCCGCAUCUACAGCUACGACCACGCUUCCGUGUCUCGCUGUUGUCCUUGGGACACCGACUACGUCGCCGGAGACAAUCUCAGCCAACCUUAUCUCUGUCACCUCUGCGCAGCGUUGGCUACUCCUGGUAUCCUACCUACCUUUCUUUCUGAUACCCUUCGCUAUGGCGAUUGAUAUGGCGCUACGUCUCGCUGACCUCGUUGACACCGGAAUCCGCGCAGAGGCUGAUAAAGUAAUACUACGACAGUAGAAGCUAAUCGCAUUGUACGCAAACUAAUCAAUUUUACAUGUCUCAAAUGUUUGUAUACGAUGCGCUGGGGCGCGCUCAGACCCUAGGGAGCCAAUCU
Messenger RNA from Phanerochaete carnosa HHB-10118-sp, 713 nucleotides. RefSeq lists its product as uncharacterized. Lineage: Eukaryota; Fungi; Basidiomycota; Agaricomycetes; Polyporales; Phanerochaetaceae. Bases 35 to 616 code for a protein of 193 amino acids. The transcript has 4 exons. Gene Ontology annotation, cellular component: endoplasmic reticulum. The record is from RefSeq and is a predicted model, not a curated record.